AAAAAAAAAAAAAAGAAUUUAAAAAUUUCAGAAAAUCGUAAAACCUUUUUUUGAUUUAAACAAGUUGAAGAAGAAGAAGAACUGUUGUUUUUAUUUAUAUUAUAGACCAUUUAUCAGUCAUUGCAAAUAGUUCUCCUGUCUAAUCACGUUCAUAUAAAACAAAAACAAUAUCUAAAAUGUCACAAGAAUUAAAAGCAUACACUAUUGAUGAAGUAUCUCAACAUAACACCACUGAUGAUUUAUGGAUUGUUUAUAAUGGUAGAGUGUACGAUGUUACUAAAUAUCUAGAUGAACAUCCAGGAGGUGAAGAAGUUGUGGUUGAUGUGGCUGGUUCCGAUGCUACUGAAGCUUUCAAUGAUAUUGGUCAUUCUGAUGAUGCUCAUGAAAUUUUAUCUGGUUUAUUGGUUGGUAAAUUAGAAGGUGGUGUGGUUAAGGAAACUACAUCUAUUAUGGAUAGAACUGGAGGUGAAUCUAGUUCUACUUCAUUCCCUUUGAUUGCUGUUGUUGUGUUUUUAAUUGCAUCCGGUGCUUAUUAUUUCUUACAACUUAAAUAGAUUAAUUGAAGAAUCAAUCAUUCAUCCAUCAAAUCUCAUAACUGUUUAAUUCUAUUUAAUUAGUUCUUCAUAUUAGUACCAUCAUAACAUAUGAUGGUACUAUUAUAAUCGCUUCCAACCUUCCCCUCAUCUCUAGUUUAGAAUAUUCAAUCCUUUUUAUAUGUUAUAUAGUUUUGAAUUAUCAGUAUUAAUUUAAUUUACAAUAAAAAAAUGUUUCUACUGUUGAUUUACGAUUAAUAUUAUAUCACACCUAUUGAAUCAAACUAUAUGAAUCGAAAGUUCGAUUAAUGAUCUAUCCAUUACAUUUACUCAUUUGUUCAUUAAAUCUCGUUGAACAUACUAUAAACACGUUGAAUACUGAUAUUACUGAUCAAUUCUUAUGGGUUUGCUUUUUGUUUGUUAUCUGAUUCCAUUUUUUUUUCCCACUCUGAGUUUUUGAUGAGCGCUAAACGACAAGAAAGUGUUCUGAUAAGAA
Scheffersomyces coipomensis is the source of this 1029-nucleotide messenger RNA. RefSeq names its product Cyb5p (gene CYB5). The transcript has a single exon. NCBI's taxonomy places the organism in Eukaryota, Fungi, Ascomycota, Pichiomycetes, Serinales, Debaryomycetaceae. Gene Ontology annotation, molecular function: heme binding. Gene Ontology annotation, cellular component: endoplasmic reticulum membrane; intracellular membrane-bounded organelle. Bases 177 to 554 code for a protein of 125 amino acids. The record is from RefSeq and is a predicted model, not a curated record.